AAACAGGAUGGUGCCGGGUGCGUUCUGGCAGGAAGGAACGUUCUGUCGAGAUACGAGUGUGUUACAUUGCUACAGCGACUCUGAGAAAAAAGACGAGUGUUCGUUAUUGAGAACACCGGCUUCCUCGUGGCUGCAUCAUGCGAACGUUGCUACUGCUCUGUGCUGUGAUCGCAUUAUGCUGGUCAACGAUUCAGCUUCGAAGCGAAUUCGCCGCGAACUGGAUCCUCAAUUAUGAUGCGCCGCUGUCGCUGCGAAGCGCCAGAUAUAAAUACGAAAUCAAGACGUUCGACGUGCACGUGGAUCACUUCAGCUUCGCUGUACAAGACACCUUCAAAUUGAGAUAUCUCAUAAAUGAUACUUGGCGAAAACAGCAAAAUGCCCCUAUAUUCUUCUACACCGGAAACGAAGGCAACAUCGAAGUUUUUGCGCAGAAUACGGGCUUUCUAUGGGAAAUUGCACCAAAAUUCGAUGCAUUGGUAAUAUUCGCUGAGCACCGUUAUUAUGGCGAAUCGUUACCUUACGGAAACCAGUCCUUCGCGGAUCUGCAUCAUCGCGGCUAUCUGACGUCCCAACAAGCUCUAGCUGAUUAUGUAGAACUUAUCGCACAUCUGAAGUCGCAACCAGGAUAUGAGCGUAGUCCGGUCAUAGUUUUCGGUGGCUCUUACGGUGGUAUGCUUAGCGCUUGGAUGCGCAUGAAGUAUCCCCAAGUUGUUCAAGGCGCGAUUGCAUCUUCCGCGCCACUUCUACAGUUUACUGGUAUUGUGGAUUGCGAGGUGUUUGCUCGGAUAACAACCUCGGACUAUAAAAUAGCAAAUCCAACGUGUCCGAAGCUUAUCCAGAAGGCGUGGAGCACGAUAACAAAUGUGACUUCAAACGACGAGGGCAAAAAAUGGCUGUCGGAUAAUUGGAAACUGUGCGAGUCACUGAAAACCGCGGAGGAUGUUAAAACGCUGAAAAAUUUCUUACAGGAAGUCUACAUAAACCUGGCCAUGGUCAACUAUCCGUACGAAACUAACUUCUUAGCGCCAUUACCUGGAAAUCCGAUUAAUGUUUUCUGUCAACAUUUAACAAACGUGUCAUUAACGGGAAAACCGCUGUUAUUGGCACUUCAUCGAGCUAUCAGUGUUUAUACCAACUAUACAGGAAAAACAAAUUGUACCUCCAUAAAAAAUGCAGAGCCAGGCUUGGACGCUGAUCAGGGAUGGGAUUAUCAAGCAUGCACAGAAAUGGUGAUGCCGAUAUGUACCGAUGGCAUCAAUGAUAUGUUUGAGCCGGUGAAGUGGAGUAUCGCAGAUUAUAACGAUACCUGUUUCAAGAAAUAUUCUGUAUCGCCGCAACCUUAUCUAGUUUGUGAGCAGUACGGUUGUCAGGAUUUUAGCAGCGCAAGUAACAUCAUUUUCAGCAACGGAUUACUAGAUCCGUGGGCGAGCGGAGGUGUACUCCGCAAUUUAUCCCAGUCAGCGAUUGCAAUAAUAAUGCCGGAUGCUGCGCAUCAUCUUGACUUACGAGAAACUAACAGUAACGAUCCAUACAGUGUUCGCAUGACACGCAAAUUCCAUCGAUUUUGGAUUGACAAGUGGAUCAGGGAAUAUUGAUAGAAUAGGAAAUUUUUAAAGUUCGAUGUGAUGAAAGUAGUUCGCGAGAUUAUCAGGAAUAACGGCUGAUCGAAAUUUGUCUUCUUUAUUUCUUAAAUAAAAAAUACAAAAACAGGACACCUACGUCGCGACAACAAUAAAUACUCAGCGCUGGCUCGGCUAUAACGCUAAACAAAGUAUUUGGCGAAAACUCAAUCAAAAACAUACGCGAAAAAGCAUUUCGGUAUCACAGUAAAUAAUAAAUGCACAUAUCUCGUUAGACAUUCUAAAAGAUCUACGAGAGAGUAUAAAACAUUUAGACAACGCAAAAUCCAUUUAAAAACGUGUGAUUUUCCCGGACGUUCUCGCGAUAUUUUUAAAUGUUCACGUUGUCUAAAAAUCUUUUGUCACGAAUCUAAUAUCACUAUAGCACAUAAAAAUGGCUACUUAAUCAAAUAAAACGUUCUAACGCUCGUAAUGCUCUAUCGCAAUUAUUUGAUAAUGAUAUUUCAUAUUAAUUAUAAAUGUUUGCGCUGUAUUAUCUCUAGUUUAUUUUUUUUAUUGUUUUAUGUAAUUUCUUAUGCCAAGUUUGUCCGAAGGAAUCAUGUAGGGAGCAAGUAUAAGCGAAUAAAGCUACCGAAGAGAGAUAUACGAAUUCCUAAAUGUAGAAUAAAUUUCUCUUGAGAGAAACAUCGUAUUUUUAACCGAAUCUAUAAAUAUUAUGUAAAUAUGAUAUCAUGAAUUUAUAGUUCGAGUUUCUGAAAUCUUUGUCAUUCCACAGGUACAGCAUUGUCUUUUCACUUUUCUAAUGGACUCAUAUCAUUUUCUAUAUUACUAGAAUGAUCUCUCUCGUAUAUUAUAUUAACACGAAAAUGUAUAUUUCUAAUAAUAUUUUAACAUGUACGAUUUGUGACUCUGUUGGAAUACUUUUGUUACAUUAUAUCUUAUAAAUAAAAAAUUGAAUACUCUUGGACAAAUACUUGUGCCUUCUAUGGCGUGCUCCAAAGUGUUUCAAUAAAGAAUACGUUUAAAUAGUUUUGGAUUCGUCUACUGUGUCUGUGACCAGUGUUAAAUUAUGUUCUCAAUCAUAUUUACGAUAUAAUUAGGCAUCUUUCGCACAUAUUACAUCUGUAUAAAAACAAGAAGAGAGUUUCGAGAUAUCAUUUAAAUUUUAAAAGUAAUACAGGACAUUCUCUCUCUCUCUCUCUCUCUCUCUCUCGCGCGCGCGCUCGCGCGAAACCGCAAACGAGUAUAUUAUCUAAUCGCACCAAGUCGAUACGAGUACAUUGCAAAUAUACUGCACGUUUACGCAAACAAACAUGGAUGCGUGAGUCA
Trachymyrmex cornetzi is the source of this 2909-nucleotide messenger RNA. Its product is annotated as lysosomal Pro-X carboxypeptidase. Gene Ontology annotation, biological process: proteolysis. The coding region runs from base 138 to 1595 and encodes 485 amino acids. The record is from RefSeq and is a predicted model, not a curated record. NCBI's taxonomy places the organism in Eukaryota, Metazoa, Arthropoda, Insecta, Hymenoptera, Formicidae. The transcript has 7 exons. Gene Ontology annotation, molecular function: serine-type exopeptidase activity; dipeptidyl-peptidase activity.